AGAUUCCACCUUAGCUUUCUCCACGCAGCUGGACUUGCAUUCGCACAGACACACACCUCCAAAUCCAACACGAGCUCUGCUUAAUUUGCUCUGAUCGAUCAGCCAUGGACUUCGGCGCCGACAUGGACGACUUGUCGCUCCAGUACAUCCACGAGCAGCUGCGGCUGGAGCUGCUCGGCGCCGACCCCUGCGGCCUCCUGCCCCUCCCCGUGGCGGACGACUUCGCCGCGCAGCAGGACUUCAUGCCCGCCGAGUUCCUGCCGCAGCCGCUGCCCGGCUUCGUCGACCUCACGGCGAGCGACUACGCGGACGCGGCAGCGUUCCGCGCGGCGGAGCCGGUGAUGAUACGGUUCGGCGGCGAGGCGUCCCCGGUGUCGGACCCCGCCCGGAGGCCGUCGCUGACCAUCUCGCUGCCCCCGGCCUCGCACGCCUGGGCGGCGGAGGCCGCGGCCGUGGACGCGAACGACUUCCGGAAGUACCGCGGCGUGCGCCAGCGGCCGUGGGGCAAGUUCGCGGCGGAGAUCCGUGACCCCAACAGGCGCGGCUCGCGCGUGUGGCUCGGCACCUACGACACCUCCAUCGAGGCCGCGCGCGCCUACGACCGCGCCGCCUUCCGCAUGCGCGGCGCCAAGGCCAUUCUCAACUUCCCCAACGAGGUCGGCUCCCGCAGCGCCCCCGACUUCGUCGCCCCCCCGCCGCCGCCGCCGCCGUCGCAAACCGCGCGCGCGGCGCCGACGUCCCACAACAAGAGGAAGCGGCAAGAGCCAUGCGUCGGGGACGCCACGAAACACUGCAAGGCCGAUGCGUCCGCGUCGCCAGCGUCGUCGUCGCUCACCUCAACGCCCACCUCGACGGUGACGUCCUGCACCACCACCCCAUCCUCGUCCGACACCGGCGGCAACUACGAGAUGUUCCCGACUAGCUGGACGUGGGAUCAGCUGCUGGCCGAAGGGAUGUUCGGCGGCCUGUCCCCGCGCCAGCAGCUGGGUGGGUUCCCGGAGGUGACCGUGAACUGAGCGCCCGAAAGUGUAGAACCUGUGAAAAGAGUAUGCUAAGCAUGGCGAUUAAUUAGGUGUAAAUUAAGCUGCCAAUAAUUAGUGGCUCCUAGUUCUCGACGGCCUACGCUUUGGACUCAUCUUGGAGCUUGGCCUGGAGCUGUGCACUGUGUACAAGACGAUAGGUAGAAUAUUUAGCGCAUGCAUGUCACGGGUGGUGGACGUAAGCAUCGACGACAUAGGUAGAUGUUGAUAUGUACACACACACUGCAUAUAUAUGUAUGUAAAUUAUUGAGUGAAGAUCAAAGUGUGGGUGCUUGUUUAUGUAAGUAAGUAUAUUUGGAAGGAAA
This is a messenger RNA of Hordeum vulgare subsp. vulgare (domesticated barley), 1345 nucleotides long. Its product is annotated as ethylene-responsive transcription factor ERF104-like. NCBI's taxonomy places the organism in Eukaryota, Viridiplantae, Streptophyta, Magnoliopsida, Poales, Poaceae. The transcript has a single exon. Bases 105 to 1016 code for a protein of 303 amino acids. Gene Ontology annotation, biological process: regulation of DNA-templated transcription; ethylene-activated signaling pathway. Gene Ontology annotation, molecular function: DNA-binding transcription factor activity; DNA binding. The record is from RefSeq and is a predicted model, not a curated record.